AUGAGAAUCAUAAAGACGCAAAGAUCAAGAGGAGGAGGAACAAGAUGCAAGAAACUCGUAAACAGAAGAUUAACUGCUUCGUCACGUGCCAAGAUUCUCCGCAAUUGCUGCGGCAACGGCGGUGAAAAGUUCACCGAGAAGCUCCAAGCGCUUAAGAGUCUUCUACCUCCGUCGACGAGGAAGACGGAGAAGACGGCGGAGCAGAGUCCUCAAGUCGUCGACGUGGAGGAGAAACCAGACAAUGGAGAGACGGAACAGCUGUUUCAAGAAACGGCAGAUUACAUCGUCCGGCUAAGGAACCAAGUCGUGGUGUUGCAAAAGCUAAUCGAGAUCUACGGAUCCUCUGAUCAAACUAAAGAUUUUGUUUUAUAA
Microthlaspi erraticum is the source of this 372-nucleotide messenger RNA. Lineage: Eukaryota; Viridiplantae; Streptophyta; Magnoliopsida; Brassicales; Brassicaceae. The record is from the annotation of a GenBank genome assembly.